AUGCCGAGUUUGGGUGCCGCCUGGCUCGACGGCGGCUGGGUUCCAGACUGGCUCCUGCGGUACGCCAUCCGUCGCUUCUGCGGCAGCUACAAGCGUGAGGUCGACGGCCGCAACCGCACGGCCAGCAACCAAGUCAAGAUGGAUUACAUCCACGCCCUCAAGAACCAAAAGGUCAUUGCCCUCAACACAAAGGAGGCCAAUGAGCAGCACUACGAGGUCCCCACCUCCUUCUUCCGUCUCCAUCUCGGCGACAGAAUGAAGUACUCGUGCAGCUACUACGAGUCGGGUGCUAAGACCCUCGAAGAGGCCGAGAUCGCCAUGCUCGAGCUCUAUGUCGAGCGCGCCGACAUCAAGGACGGAAUGUCGAUCCUCGAGCUCGGCUGUGGCUGGGGAAGCUUGUGUCUGUAUCUGGCCGAGCGAUUCCCCAACUCCCAGGUCACGGCCGUUUCCAACUCGAACACCCAGCGCGAGUACAUCACUGGCGUCGCGGCCAGCAAGGGGUUCAACAACAUCAAGGUGAUCACUGCAGACAUGAACUACUUCAACUUUGACCACCCUGUCGAGUUUGACCGCAUCCUCAGCAUCGAGAUGUUCGAGCACAUGAAGAACUACUCGCUCCUGUUCCAGAAGGUGUCGACGUGGCUCAAACCCGAAACCGGUCGUCUCUUCAUCCACGUUUUCUGUCACCGUGUGAUGCCCUACGACUUCAAAACCGAGGACGACGACUCCUGGAUGGCCCGCAACUUCUUCACCGGCGGCACGAUGCCAUCCGAGGACCUCUUCUUGUUCUUCCAGGAACAUAUCACCCUUGUUAACCGCUGGACCAUCGAUGGAACAAACUACUACACCACCUGUAACCAGUGGCUUGAGCGCCUGGAUGCACACAAGAAGGAGGCGAUUGAGAUCCUCACCAAGGCAUACGGCGACCCCAAGCUUGGUUUUGCCUGGUUCAACCGAUGGAGGAUGUUCUACAUGAUGUGCGGCGAGACUAUGGGUUUCAACAAAGGCCAGGAAUGGGUCGUAGCCCACUUCCUGUUCAAGCGCAAGUGA
Molecule: messenger RNA, 1050 nt
Organism: Polychytrium aggregatum
Lineage: Eukaryota; Fungi; Chytridiomycota; Chytridiomycetes; Polychytriales
Product: S-adenosyl-L-methionine-dependent methyltransferase
Exons: 2
Coding region: 1-1050 (349 amino acids)
Source: RefSeq, a predicted model, not a curated record